AUGCCGUUUGGUGGCAUCUAUGGCAUUUCCAAACGUUUGCUGGACGCUCGCCGCCCACUGGAAAUGACGCAAGAAUUAGCCGAAGAAAUGCUUCUCCCUUAUCGCCCUGAAUUACCAGUGGCUUAUGAGGAUUUCAUCAAUUAUAAUCAAAGCGUCUAUGGCAUUCGCGGCUUCAAAACUUCGCCAUCCGGUUUGGAAUCGACCAGUCUGAUGCUGGCGUAUGGCACAGAUCUAUUCUUUACACGCUUAACUCCUUCUGGGACGUUUGACAUACUGAAAGACGAUUUCGACCACUUGUUGAUAAGUGUUGUUCUCGUGGGUUUUGUGGUCGGAAGUUUGGUAUGUAAAAAAGUCGGCAAAAAUAAUAGCUUAAAGCAGGCCUGGCAAUAG
Gongylonema pulchrum is the source of this 390-nucleotide messenger RNA. The record is from the annotation of a GenBank genome assembly. NCBI's taxonomy places the organism in Eukaryota, Metazoa, Nematoda, Chromadorea, Rhabditida, Gongylonematidae.